Molecule: messenger RNA, 1421 nt
Organism: Fomitopsis serialis
Lineage: Eukaryota; Fungi; Basidiomycota; Agaricomycetes; Polyporales; Fomitopsidaceae
Exons: 4
Coding region: 305-1252 (315 amino acids)
Source: RefSeq, a predicted model, not a curated record
CCUCUGCAGACUAUCUCAACCCGACUACGUGAAGCAUAGGCUGGUGUCUCUGCCAAAUCAACCUAGGAACUGUCGAUGCAAUGGCCAAGUUUCGCUCAGGAACACCUGACAUGUAUACAGUACUUCUCACCACGCGCUGCGUGCCUGGGACUGUCGGACGGAGCUCACUUCAUCGGAUCCCACGAUCAUACAUCUUGUCAGAAGCACCCGUGCCGCGGGAUAGGUGGCUCGUUUUACACAACCUGAGGUGGAAACCCACCUUUUCGCGGAGCCGGUGGACAGCGAGCUUCACGAACUGAUAUAAAUGAACCCGCCAGGUAGAUGCGCCUGUCCUCGGACCAGAAUGCCUGUCUACUAUCUAGUAUACUGUAACAGCGAUGACGCGUCGGAGAUGCACAUCCUGCCGGUGUGCCCUCAUUCUCGCUUGGUCCAACUCCCCCAUCUUCAGGAUACCACUAGACACGUUUCACGCGUCUGGAGAGGAUCCCCGAAUAGUGGAUAUGGAUCAGUACCGCACGACUUCCCCCAAAGCGCACAAUCUAUUGUGCACUUGGACAACAUAGCUACCGGGACACAAGAUAUGUGGGGCGGAUGGUCCAUCGGUUCCCCCGCUCGCCCUGCCUCCGCUCCCCCGCAUCUCGUCCAAGAGACGGUUACGAGGAAUCAUGGGAUUACCGGCGGAUGGGAUCAGGCAGACGCCCAUCUGCCCACGUCAGACGCUUCGCGCGCGGCACUGGUAAACGACUUUUUGCCAGCUGCAGGUCUCAUCCAUCCGAGUGGCGAAGACGGUCUGCGCCUUCGUAUCAGCGAUGGCAGCGCAAACCAGGGUUUCGACCCUUUCACCGAUGUGGAGAGGCUGGCCGGAGACGGUGGGGGCGGCGCAGGCGCACCGCCAUGGAUCGUGGACAGAAUUGGAUUUCCUGCCUUCGAGAAUAUGGGCGAGCGAGCCGCCCAAGCUAAUGUAGCCGGGGCGGCUAUUCCGGGGCAGGACUUCACUGGAGCACUUGAUAGUGUGGACCAAAGGUCCGCUCCCGCUCGUCCAUUACUCGACAUUCCACCGCUAGGUACCCCAGCUACAGAUGGCAUGCAGGUCGCAAGAAACGAGACUCACCCAGACGGUUUGUCAUCUGCUACGAGUCCAAUUUCUGUGGGAGAGCCAGACGCUGCCCUGUCGUUCGGGGGGCUAGCGUACCUGAACACGCAUCCAGCAACGAGCUUCAAUUGCCUUCGUCCGUGCCAGGGAACACAGUAGACAGUGGCGUCAGCAAUGCACCUACUGCGCAUCGCCGCUGCAUGUUCGGUGGCGCGGAGUGUUCACAUCCCCUCAUAGACGUGACGCCACGGGGAAUCAAAGACCAUGUCGAAAAACAUCACGUCUCCGAGUUGGUCUACAACACGGACAAGGUCCAAUGUCGAUGGCG